Molecule: messenger RNA, 954 nt
Organism: Brassica oleracea var. oleracea
Lineage: Eukaryota; Viridiplantae; Streptophyta; Magnoliopsida; Brassicales; Brassicaceae
Exons: 5
Coding region: 49-819 (256 amino acids)
Source: RefSeq, a predicted model, not a curated record
CACACCUGGUUUGACUCAACAACGACUCGUCUAACCCUUUAGCAGCCCAUGACAACUCCUCCUUGCCGGACCAUAAACGCUAACAAUGCCAUCGCCGCGCCGUCGCCAUCCGGAAUGAUCUUCCGCGAUAAGAGGCUCGUGAAAUCAAGCUCACCUGGCUUGAAUCUCCCGACGAAGAGAUUGGCUUGGAGCUUAAGUUCUCCGGGGAGGUUUCUCUCUUCUCCCGUGGCCUCUAGUUCGUCAUCGGCGGCUGUGACAUCGAAUUCUACGAAUCGACUGGAAGCUUUAGAAGAAGGGAUUGAGAAGGUCAUUUAUCAAUGUAGAUUCAUGGCGUUUCUUGGAACUUUAGGAUCUCUUUUGGGAUCGGUUCUGUGUUUCAUCAAGGGAUGUCUGUACGUCGCAGACUCGUUUGUGCAGUACUCUGUGAACCGUGGGAAGGUGAUAUUACUUCUGGUAGAAGCCAUAGAUACAUACCUUCUAGGAACUGUGAUGUUGGUCUUUGGAAUGGGCCUUUACGAGCUCUUCAUUAGCAACCUCACAACUUCGGAAACGAUUUCACACGACAGUGUUUCCAAUAGAUCGAGUCUCUUUGGCAUGUUCCCCUUAAAGGAGCGACCUCAAUGGUUAGAGGUGAAAACAGUUAGUGAGCUGAAAACUAAGCUGGGACAUGUUAUAGUGAUGCUACUGUUGAUUGGUUUGUUCGACAAGAGCAGGAAAGUUGCCAUAACUUCUGUCGCGGAUUUGCUAUGUAUCUCUGCUUCUAUCUUUCUUUCUUCGGCUUGUCUCUUCUUGCUCUCUAGGCUCAAUGGCUCACACUGAGUUAAUCCUGUUGCCUUUUUUAAACAAAUGAAACUUUAUGGCUCACACUGAGUUAAUCCUGUUGCCUUUUUUAAACAAAUGAAACUUUGUAUUAUGUGUAUAAUGUUUUAGUAAAGUUUCACAUUCUCUUUUGCC